ACUGAAAGGAAGAAAAUUGUUAACAGGUUGUUCGUGGCGUGUUACUAGAAAUUUGCCAAACAAUAUGUCGAAUAAAUCGAAGAAAACCAAAGAAGAACCGAAGCCGGACAAGGAAACUCAAAUUCAAACCUUGUACGGGGACCUCCAUAGACUUGGGCAGAAACAAGAAUAUGCAAAAGCCAUCAAAAUUUGCAACCAAAUACUUGGCUUGAAAGGAGAUGAAGUGUCUGGUCUCCAGUAUAAAAUAUCAUGUCAGAUGUUAACUGAUCAGUUUGAAAAUGCUCUCGGUUUGAUUCAAAAAAAUAAAAUUACUGGUAUGGAUUUUGAGAAAGCCUAUUGCCAGUACAGAUUGAAUAAAACAAAUGAUGCAUUGAAGACUCUACGUGCUGUUAGUGAACUUGAUUAUAGAAUGAAGGAACUAUUGGCACAAGUGUUGUAUCGUCGAGAAGAGUAUGAGGAAUGCUAUGAUCUUUAUCGAGAUUUGGUCAAAAAUUCUGAUGAUGAUUUUGAUAGUGAAAGACAAACCAAUAUGGCUGCUGUUAUUGCUUCAUUAGAGAUGUGGACAGACAAAACCAUGGAUGAUCCUGGUUUUGAAGAAGAUUCAUAUGAAAUUUGCUAUAAUAAAGCUUGUCAAUAUAUUGGUAAAGAUGAUCUGAAAACAGCAGCUGAUAAACUUAAAAAAGCUGAAGACAUAAUGAGAGCUGAUCCCGAACUAGCUGAAGAUGAAUUAGAAGAAGAAUUAGGACUAAUUCGAGUACAGCAAGGUUAUGUCCUACAACGUGAAAAUAAACCAAAAGAAGCAUCAGAACUCUAUAAUCUGUGUAUGAAAUCAAAGCCAACAGAUUUAGGUUUAUUAGCUGUAGUUUCUAAUAACAUUGUUACUAUUAAUAAGGAUCAGAAUAUGUUUGAUUCUAAGAAGAAAUUGAAAGCUGCAACAGGAGACAAUGUACAACAGAAAUUAACCAAUAAACAAAAAGGAUGUAUUGCUAUUAAUCAAUGUCUGCUAAAUAUGUACGCUGGUCAGGGCGAACAAUGUCAUGAAGUAGGUGAUUCGUUGAUUAAACAAUAUAUUAAUAUUUAUAAUUACAGGGUGAACAAUGUCAUGAACUAG
Patella vulgata (common limpet) is the source of this 1111-nucleotide messenger RNA. Its product is annotated as signal recognition particle subunit SRP72. Gene Ontology annotation, molecular function: ribosome binding; protein binding; 7S RNA binding. Gene Ontology annotation, cellular component: signal recognition particle, endoplasmic reticulum targeting. Gene Ontology annotation, biological process: SRP-dependent cotranslational protein targeting to membrane. Lineage: Eukaryota; Metazoa; Mollusca; Gastropoda; Patellidae. The transcript is spliced from 11 exons. The record is from RefSeq and is a predicted model, not a curated record. Bases 65 to 1111 code for a protein of 348 amino acids.